AUGUCUGAAAAGGACGUUGAGACUGCGCCCAAGGGCACAGAGCCGACCGGCGCAGGCGUCAAGUCUGAGCUCCCAGGCUACGACGAUAAUGGCCUCGGCCAGCAUGAGACGCGCAACAUUGCCGACUCGGUCCGCCAGGAGGACUUCAUGACGCGCAACGGCCUGAACCUCAAGUCGUUCCAGAAGCGCGAGUAUGGCAAGGGCAUCGUCGAGCUCGACCGCAGCAUGCGCGGUCGCCACCUGCAGAUGAUUGCUAUCGGUGGUUCCAUUGGUGCUGGUUUCUUCGUCGGCUCUGGCAGCGCUUUCUACAAGGGCGGCCCUGGUUCUGUCUUGAUCGACUUCAUGAUCAUCGGCAUCAUGAUGUUCAACGUCGUCUACGCUCUUGGUGAGCUGGCUUGCAUGUUCCCUGUCUCUGGUGGCUUCUACACGUACUCGGUCCGCUUCAUUGACCCCACCUGGGGCUUCGCCAUGGGCUGGAACUACGUUAUGCAAUGGGCUGUCGUCCUUCCGCUUGAACUUACGGUCUGUGGUCUCACUGUCGGGUAUUGGAAUCCUGAUAUAUCAGUCGCCGUAUGGAUCACUGUAUUCUUGGUCACCAUUGUCAUCGUCAACAUCUUUGGCACGCUCGGAUACGCAGAAGAGGAGUUCUGGGCGUCUGUGAUCAAGCUGAUUGCCAUUGUCGUCUUCAUGAUUAUUGCCUUCGUUCUUGUCCUCGGUGGUGGCCCCAGCAACGGCCAGUACAACCACUACUGGGGCGCUCGCCUCUGGUACGAGCCCGGUGCUUUCAAGAACGGGUUCCGUGGAUUCUGCGCCAUCUUCGUGACGGCUGCCUUCUCCUUCAGCGGUACUGAGCUUGUCGGUCUCGCGGCUGCCGAGGCGCGCAACCCCGUCAAAUCGCUCCCCGGUGCCAUCAAGCAGGUGUUCUGGCGUAUCACCCUCUUCUACAUUCUGGGUCUCUUCUUCGUCGGUCUGCUUAUCAACUCCAACGAUGAUGCUCUCCUCGGUGCCAACCCGUAUGCCGAUGUUCACGCCUCUCCCUUCGUCUUGGUUGGUAAAUACGCCGGCCUGAAGGGUUUCGACUCGUUCAUGAACGUCAUCAUUCUCAUCUCUGUCCUGUCGAUCGGUGUGUCCGCCGUGUACGGUGGUUCCCGUACCCUCACUGCCCUCGCCCAGCAGGGUUACGCUCCCAAGAUCUUCACCUAUGUCGAUCGCUCGGGUCGCCCGCUGUUUUCCGUGAUCAUCCUGCUGCUGUUUGGAUGCCUCGGCUAUGUCAACGUCAACAACAACGGUCCCGAGGUGUUCGACUGGCUCCAGGCUCUGUCUGGUCUGGCCGCUCUCUUCACCUGGGGCUCCAUCUGCCUGGCCCAUAUCCGCUUCCGCUCUGCCUGGAAGUACCACGGCCACACCCUCGAUGAGCUCCCCUUCCGCGCCAUCUUUGGUGUUUGGGGCUCUUGGGUUGGACUGAUUCUGUGUGUUCUGGUGCUCCUCGCCAGUCUCUUCACCGCCAUCGCCCCGGCUGCCGGCGGCGUCAACGACGCCAAGGGCUUCUUCAAGCAGUACCUGGCGCUGCCCGUCGUCAUCUUCUUCUACAUCUGCGGCUACAUCUGGAAGCGCCAGGGCUGGGUCAAGAUUGCCGACAUCGACGUCGACACGGGCCGCCGCGAGCUGCCGUGGGACGAGAUCAACGCCUACCGCGCGGAGCAGGCUGCCAUGCCUCCCUUGAAGAGGUGGUUCCACCACGUCUUUGUCUAA
Molecule: messenger RNA, 1752 nt
Organism: Thyridium curvatum
Lineage: Eukaryota; Fungi; Ascomycota; Sordariomycetes; Thyridiales; Thyridiaceae
Exons: 6
Coding region: 1-1752 (583 amino acids)
Biological process (GO): amino acid transmembrane transport
Cellular component (GO): membrane
Molecular function (GO): amino acid transmembrane transporter activity
Source: RefSeq, a predicted model, not a curated record